CAACGCGACUAUGUAACAUAUCUCGGAUCUCUCACCACUCCUCCUUAUUCUGAAACUGUGAUUUGGACUGUGCUCACCACCCCUGUCGAAGUCUCCAAGGAGCAGCUGAACAUCGUGCGCAAAAUCGUCGAUGCCAACUAUCGUGAAUGCCAGCAACUGUGCGAACGUACCAUCAGGGCUUCUGUCAAGGUCUAA
Messenger RNA from Cylicostephanus goldi, 195 nucleotides. NCBI's taxonomy places the organism in Eukaryota, Metazoa, Nematoda, Chromadorea, Rhabditida, Strongylidae. The record is from the annotation of a GenBank genome assembly.